This is a messenger RNA of Macadamia integrifolia, 1984 nucleotides long. RefSeq names its product 7-deoxyloganetin glucosyltransferase-like. The transcript is spliced from 2 exons. Gene Ontology annotation, molecular function: UDP-glycosyltransferase activity. Bases 368 to 1816 code for a protein of 482 amino acids. The record is from RefSeq and is a predicted model, not a curated record. NCBI's taxonomy places the organism in Eukaryota, Viridiplantae, Streptophyta, Magnoliopsida, Proteales, Proteaceae.
UUGAAGGGUAGGUUGGCUGCUACCAGCAAGCCUCGUGGGAUCUAAACGAAACUUGACUAUUACCAGCAACCUUUGAUAUCAGUUGGGAAAAUAAAAUCUCAAGGAUAAGGGUUAAAAAUUCAUUCUGAGUGGGUAUUUUUAAAUUUAUCCAGAGAUUUCAUUCCCUUGGCUGUUAUAUGGGGUUAUAACCCGGGUCAAUAUCGAAAUUUUCUUAGGAUCUAACUGGGACUUUGGCCCUUUUAAUCCCUCCUCUUUUGUUUUCUAUACUAUUUUUCUUAAUAAAUUUAACUGGGACUUCUUGGAGUGACGCUACAACUCUGUGUGUGCGAGUGAGAGAGAGUGUGUUUCUAUUCCCAAAGAGGAGAGAAUGGCUUCAGUUGGAGUGGAGGAGAAGAAGCUUCAUGCAGUUUGCAUACCAGCACCAGCCCAAGGCCACAUAAACCCCAUGCUCAAGGUUGCAAAACUUCUUUGCCACAGAGGUUUCCACAUCACCUUCGUGAACACUGAAUUCAAUCACAAACGCCUACUCAACUCAAGAGGCCCUGAUUCUGUAAAAGGCUUACCUGACUUCCAAUUCCAGACUAUCCCGGACGGUCUCCCACCUUCUGAUAUAGAUGCCACCCAAGAUGUCCCCGCCCUUUGUCAAUCCACACGCACCACUUGCUUAGUCCCCUUCCGCAACCUCCUCUCCAAUCUCAACACCACAGUCCAUAUACCUCCAGUCACUUGCAUAGUCUCUGAUGCUGUCAUGAGCUUCACCCUCCAAGCUGCAGAGGAAAUUGGAGUCCCUGAAGUACUGUUCUGGACGAGCAGCCCCUGCGGCCUCUUGGCUUGCAUGCACUUUCGCCAUCUCAUGGAAAGGGGCCUUACACCUCUCAAAGAUAUGAGCUACCUAUCGAAUGGGUACCUGGACACUACUUUGGAUUGGAUCCCAGGAAUGAAAAAUAUCCGUCUGAGGGAUAUGCCCAGUUUUAUUCGAACUACCAAUCCCGAUGACUUCAUGCUCCAAUUUAUCAAGGGAGAAACAGAGAGAGCUUACAAAGCUUCUGCAAUAAUUCUAAAUACUUUUGAUGUCCUUGAGAAGGACGUUGUGGAUGCACUCUCAACGAUGUUGCCUCGCGUUUACACCAUCGGCCCUCUUCCCUUGAUGUUGGAUCAGAUUAAAGACGAUAGAUUGAGCUCUAUCGGGUCCAAUCUAUGGAAAGAAGAAUCAGAGUGUCUUGAAUGGCUUGAUUCCAAAGAACCCAGUUCUGUGGUUUAUGUCAACUUUGGGAGCAUCACAGUAAUGACUCCUCAGCAACUCAUGGAGUUCGCGUGGGGGCUAGCUAAUAGCGACCACUCCUUCUUGUGGAUCAUAAGGCCCGAUCUCGUAGCCGGUGACUCAGCCAUGCUUCCGUACGAGUUUGUGAGCCAAACCAAAGAGAGAGGAGUGCUGUCAAGUUGGUGUCCACAGGAGCAAGUGCUGAACCACCCAGCCAUAGGUGGUUUCUUAACGCACUGUGGGUGGAACUCUACACUCGAAAGCAUCUGCGGUGGUGUGCCUGUGAUUUGUUGGCCAUUCUUUGCGGACCAGCAAACUAAUUGCAGAUACUGCUGCACUCACUGGGGGAUAGGUUCAGAGAUUGACAACAAUGUUAAGAGGAAUGACGUUGAAAGGCUUGUGAGAGAAUUAAUGGAAGGAGAUAAGGGUAAAGAGAUGAAGACCAACGCCAUGGUUUGGAAAAAGAAAGCAGAGGCGGCCACGAGUCCUGUUGGCUCUUCUGUCCUCAAUUUCGACAAUCUGGUGAACGAAAUACUUCUUUCCAAUCGAAACUAAAACUUCGCCAAACCUCUUUUAAUUUUACCGAAAUAGAUUUGAUGUUGCUGUAAUAUUUGCCUUACUAGAUUCUACUCCCCUUCUUUAGGAGCAGUUUUUUUUUACUUUAUUCCUUGGUUAUGUACAAUUUAUAUACAAUUCCUGCAAUUUAAUUUUUCAUUAUAUAAA